This is a messenger RNA of Pseudonaja textilis, 1674 nucleotides long. Lineage: Eukaryota; Metazoa; Chordata; Lepidosauria; Squamata; Elapidae. The record is from RefSeq and is a predicted model, not a curated record.
AAGAUCCACACAGGAGAGAAACCAUAUAAAUGCAUGGAGUGUGGAAAGACCUUUGCUCAAAGAAGUAAUCUUAUUUCCCAUAAGAUGAUACAUACAGGAGAGAAGCCAUAUAAAUGCAUGGAGUGUGGAAAGACCUUUGCUCAGAGCAGUAGCCUUAGAAGCCACAAAACUCUCCACACAGGAGAGAAACCAUUCAAAUGCAUGGAGUGUGGAAAGACCUUUGCUCAAAGUGGUCAACUUAUUUCCCAUAAGUUCAUCCACACAGAGGAGAAGCCAUAUAAAUGCCUGGAGUGUGGAAAGACCUUUGCUUACAGUAGAAGACUUACUAUCCACAAAAAGGUCCACACAGGAGAGAAACCAUUUAAAUGCAUAGAGUGUGGAAAGACCUUUGCUCUGAGCAGGAGACUUGCUGUCCAUAAAAAGAUCCACACAGGAGAGAAGCUGUAUAAAUGCAUGGAGUGUGGAAAGACCUUUGCCCAGGACAGUAAUCUUAAAAGGCACAAAACUCUCCACACAGGAGAGAAACCAUUCAAAUGCAUGGAGUGUGAAAAGACCUUUGCUCGAAGAAGUAAUCUUAUUUCCCAUAAGAUGAUACACACAGGAGAGAAACCAUAUAAAUGCAUAGAGUGUGGAAAGACAUUUGCUCAAAGAAGUACUCUUAUUUCCCAUAACGUGAUCCACAUAGGAGAGAAACCAUAUAAAUGCAUGGAGUGUGGAAAGACCUUUGGUCAUAGCAAUACACUUACUUACCAUAACAUGAUCCACUCUGGAGAGAAACCAUUUAAAUGCAUAGAGUGUGGAAAGACCUUUGCUCUGAGCAGUAGACUUGCUGUCCAUAAAAAGAUCCACACAGGAGAGAAGCCGUAUAAAUGCAUGGAGUGUGGAAAGACCUUUGCCCAGGACAGUAAUCUUAGAAGCCACAGAAAGAUCCACGCAGGAGAUAAACCAUAUAAAUGCAUAGAGUGUGGAAAGACUUUUGCUCAAAGUGGUCAUCUUAUUUCCCAUAAGUUCAUCCACACAGGGGAGAAGCCAUAUAAAUGCCUGGAGUGUGGAAAGACCUUUGCUUACAGUAGAAGACUUACUAUCCACAAAAAGGUCCACACAGGAGAGAAACCAUUUAAAUGCAUAGAGUGUGGAAAGACCUUUGCUCUGAGCAGUACACUUGCUGUCCAUAAAAAGAUCCACACAGGAGAGAAGCCGUAUAAAUGCAUGGAGUGUGGAAAGACGUUUACUCAGAGCAGUGGACUUAGAAGGCACAAAAAGAUCCACGCAGGAGAGAAACCAUAUAAAUGUAUGGAGUGUGGAAAGACCUUUGCUCAGAGCAGUAACCUUAGAAGCCACAAAACUCUCCACACAGGAGAGAAACCAUUCAAAUGCAUGGAGUGUGGAAAGACCUUUGCCCAGGACAGUUAUCUUAAAAGGCACAAAAAGCUCCAUGCAGGAGAGAAGCCGUAUAAAUGCAUGGAGUGUGGAAAGACGUUUACUCAGAGCAGUGGACUUAGAAGGCACAAAAAGAUCCAUUCAGGAGAGAAACCAUAUAAAUGCAUGGAGUGUGGAAAGACCUUUGCUAAUAACAGUGACCUAAGAAUACACAAAAGGAUCCACACAGGAGAGAAGCCGUAUAAAUGCAAGGAGUGUGGAAAAACCUUUGCUCAAAAACGGAGUCUUAUUUCC